This is a messenger RNA of Aspergillus melleus, 1470 nucleotides long. Its product is annotated as putative homogentisate 1,2-dioxygenase. The transcript has 7 exons. Gene Ontology annotation, biological process: L-phenylalanine catabolic process. Gene Ontology annotation, cellular component: cytoplasm. The record is from RefSeq and is a predicted model, not a curated record. Gene Ontology annotation, molecular function: homogentisate 1,2-dioxygenase activity. Lineage: Eukaryota; Fungi; Ascomycota; Eurotiomycetes; Eurotiales; Aspergillaceae. The coding region runs from base 1 to 1470 and encodes 489 amino acids.
AUGUCAUCCUCUACAAGUACCCUGUCGGACCCCCAGGAAUAUCAAAAGAUCUUCCACUGGGCGGAAACCCAGAAGGAUGGUGCCAUUCCUUCCUUUAGCACACGGCGAAACGAUCCAUAUGAGUAUCAAUCCGGCUUCGGAAACUCGUUUAUGUCCGAGGCGGUGCCAGGAACUAUUCCCCACGGCCAGAAUAGCCCUCGCAACGUUCGCUUCGGGCUGUAUGCAGAACAGAUCACCGCUACGGCCUUUGUAGCACCGCGACAUGCCAACAAAAAGGCUUGGCUAUACCGUGCUCGUCCUGCCGUGGCUCACCAAGGAUUUACGGAUCUCCCCGACAACAAAGACACCGAGUCGAACUUCUUGCCACUCAACCCCCGAGUUCAUGUAUCACCCACUCAGUUGGCCUGGCACCCCUUUGAGAUCCCCAGCGGGGAGGAGGUGGAUUUUGUCUCUGGCCUAAAGACGGUCGCUGGCUCGGGAGACCCGACUCUCCGGGAGGGUUUAGCCACCCAUGUAUACGCUGCGAAUACCAGCAUGACUAAAAAGGCCUUUGUAAACUCGGACGGUGAAUUCCUAAUCCUUCCCCAGCAAGGCGCGCUGGAUAUCCAGACAGAAUUCGGCCCGCUGUUUGUCCAGCCGGGAGAGCUUGUUGUCAUUCAAAGGGGGCUGCGUUUCCGCGUCGAAUUGCCGGACGGGCCUUCGCGAGGCUAUAUCCUUGAAGUCUGGGGCACGCACUACGAGCUGCCCGAACUGGGACCGCUCGGGGCUAACGGACUCGCCAAUCCUCGAGAUUUCCUGUCGCCCGUUGCUCGAUACGAGAUUGCUCAGGAGCCGUGGGAAAUUAUCUACAAGCUGGGAGGAAAGUUUUUCAGCAGCAGGCAAAACCAUAGUCCGUUUGACGUCGUUGCCUGGCAUGGCAACUAUGUCCCUUACAAAUAUGACCUGACCAAGUUUGUCAACGUCGGCUCCAUCUCAGUCGAUCACAUCGAUCCCUCCAUUUUCUGCGUGCUUACCGCCAAAUCCCGGGAUCUGACGGCGCCUCUGGCCGAUUUGCUCAUCUUCUCUCCUAGAUGGGAUGUUGCAUCGCACACCUACCGGCCGCCUUACUACCACCGGAACGUAGCAUCCGAACUGAUGGGUCUCAUCUACGGAGAAUAUGGCGGCCGAUCGGACGCCUUCAAGCCAGGAAGUAUCUCUUUCGAAUGUGGUAUGGUGCCCCAUGGCGUCGCCUAUGAGGAGUUCAAAGUUGCGUCGGAGAACCCGCCGCCGGUCGCGCGCAUCUCCGAGGCUUCGAUCGCCUUCAUGUUCGAGUCGAGUCGCCCGUUCACUAUCACCGAUUAUGCAUGGAACAGCAACAAGCGACAUGAGCACGAGCCGAAGAUGUGGGACAGCCUGGUGGAUAACUUCUCCAAGUAUAAGGACGAGGUCGAGGAAAUUCUGGCGCGCAAGGCCAAGGGGCUGAGGAUUUGA